Molecule: messenger RNA, 318 nt
Organism: Ilex paraguariensis (yerba mate)
Lineage: Eukaryota; Viridiplantae; Streptophyta; Magnoliopsida; Aquifoliales; Aquifoliaceae
Source: the annotation of a GenBank genome assembly
AUGAGUACAGAUGAAAAAAAAGUACUUCAUGUGGACUUAGUCAAGUCCAAGGUUCAUAUUAUUGGGCUUGAGGAGGAGAAGAAGUCCCUCUAUGGCAAGGGUAGAGUGCACAAGACACCUUCUACCCUCAAGGUUAAAAUUGAUCUACACACAUCCGAGGAGAAGAGAGAUAGUCCUUCACCUAUUUCUAGACCUAACUCGAGUUUUACGAAGGGAAAACAAGUUUGGGUGUCUAGGGAUGACCUUGAGAAACUCACCAUCUCAACCAAUUUAGAGGCUCCGAGUGCUUCUAGCAAGGUCAUUGCUCCUAAGAAGUAG